Messenger RNA from Bombyx mori (domestic silkworm), 1609 nucleotides. RefSeq lists its product as uncharacterized. The record is from RefSeq and is a predicted model, not a curated record. The transcript is spliced from 7 exons. Bases 251 to 1231 code for a protein of 326 amino acids. Lineage: Eukaryota; Metazoa; Arthropoda; Insecta; Lepidoptera; Bombycidae. Gene Ontology annotation, cellular component: plasma membrane.
AGCGUCAGUUUUCGUUGAACUAUGUGUCAUUUAAGACGUCUUUGGUGAUAUUAGAAUUGACCAAAUCGUGUAUUAGCUACAGAGGAUCAAAGGUAAUAGAACGAGCUAGAGUUAGCCGAAGGCAAUCUGUAAAAAGUUCAAUCUCUACAAGAUCAAGAUCUGUCUGCAUCCAAAACGAACGCCUUGAAGAUAUACACGCUCUAACAACCGAUAAACCACGCUGAAUAAACAUCAAAGCGUCAUUGUUCGCAUGCAAGCGUCGAACCGUGGCUGCACUGAAAUUGUGACGAUGUGUAUAUAUGCUAACUCAACUGGGAUCGGAUUUAUUUACGGAGAAACGUCGAGAAAGUACGGGAACAUGGGGGAACUCAAGGAUAUUAAAGUUGGAGGUUCGGAAGUAAGCUUGGAGCUGCCGAAAGAUGGUUCCCCUGUUGAGAGCUCCCGAAAACGGAAGCUCCGGAUAAAGAAACCGAGCGUCCACUUAUGCAGGAAGAUUACCUUCGUGACGAUUAGCACUUUCACCAUGCUCACAGCCCUAACGCUGAUCGUGAUCACGGUAGUGACAUCCCUAGCGACGAAGAUAUACGAUGUGGAGCAGUCAAGUCGGCUGGUCGGUAUGGUUGUGCUUGCCGUUACCGCUGCCAUCACAAUAUCGAUGCUCAUCUACUCUAACGUCGGCGUAUUCAAAAAGCGAAGCAAACCAUUGCACACGAUGCGAAUAGUCUUGAUAAUACUGGCUAUGAUUCAAGCACUGAUCGCGGGUCUUGCCGUCAAAAUGAGUACCAGAGACGCGGAAGGACUAUCUAAGUCCCUGGCGGACAGCUUCCUACUGGCCCAGGAAGAUAACUCGAGGCACGUGAAGCUCUGGGCUGCCACACAGCAUGAUUUAGCCUGCUGCGGUGUCUACAGUCCAGAAGAUUACAAAAACCCAAAGAUUCCUAAAUACUUCCCCCCCGAUGUCCCUAUCUCUUGCUGUCCCACUUACGACCCGCAGCGAUCUCCCCUGCUCCAGGAGAAAGAGAGAGAGCUCUGCAAAGCCCAGAGGGUCUACCACCCGGCCGGAUGCACGGACUUGGUCAUCAAGGCCUUCAGAGAUACGGCCUAUCUGGUGCUCGCUGUUACCAUCAAUCUGAUUAUGCUUGAGAUUUUGUGUGCGAUCUGUGGCUCGGUAAUUGUGGUAAAAAACAGAAAAAUCGAAAAGUGCGAAGAAGAAGCGGCACAGACGAAAUAAAAUCAUAAUAUAGCAUCCACGUUCACAAUCUUGAAAUAUGCAAUUGAGAUCACACAAAUAAGAGUUGCGAUCAACCUUCGCUAGAUGGAGCUUUAGCAUUAAAAAAAUGGUACUAGUUUGCCACACAGAAUAUUUGGUCAUGUUAAUGAAUAUACCUUUUUUAAGGAGAAAAUAAGUUUUCUAGAUGAUAAUAAUAUUUUUAAGAGUUUGUUUAAAACGUUAUAAUACCUCCUUCAAUAAAAAAAUGCAUAAUCCGUUUGCUAAAAAUUAAGACGGUUUAUUUAUUUCUAAGAGAAUUAAUUUCUUUUAAAAAAUUCAUAUUAAGAUAAUUUCUUUGCUCUGAUAAAUGAUAUAAGUAAAAGGAAUUUGAUCGUAAAA